This is a messenger RNA of Macrosteles quadrilineatus (aster leafhopper), 2309 nucleotides long. RefSeq names its product Golgi phosphoprotein 3 homolog sauron (gene sau). Gene Ontology annotation, biological process: retrograde vesicle-mediated transport, Golgi to endoplasmic reticulum; Golgi to plasma membrane protein transport; Golgi organization. Gene Ontology annotation, molecular function: phosphatidylinositol-4-phosphate binding. Gene Ontology annotation, cellular component: cytosol; trans-Golgi network; Golgi cisterna. The transcript has 6 exons. The record is from RefSeq and is a predicted model, not a curated record. Lineage: Eukaryota; Metazoa; Arthropoda; Insecta; Hemiptera; Cicadellidae. The coding region runs from base 172 to 1041 and encodes 289 amino acids.
AUCAGCAAGUGGAUAAGUGCUAAGUGCAGUCUGCUCCUCCAUCUUUUUGUAAACUUUAGGCGUAUAUUAUAAAAAUCUAUAUUAUAAUGGUGUGUUUUUAUAGUGCAAAAUACUGCGUGUAGAGAUAUUGCUGGAUAUUAUUUUAAGUGAAAUUCAGUUUUCAGCUGCACAAUGAAUCGUAGUGAAGGUCUUGUGCAGAGGCGUAACAUCAACCGAGAGAGCUCGGGUCUGUCAUCAAGAGAAAGUCAAGAAAAUUUAGACGAUAAAAAAUCCGAAAGAGACGACGAAACAGAGGAUGGUGAUUCUAAGGAAACAAGACUUACUUUAAUGGAGGAAGUGCUACUUCUAGGAUUAAAAGACAAAGAGGGCUACACAUCAUUCUGGAAUGACUGUUUAUCUAGCGGCCUACGAGGAUGCAUAUUGAUAGAGCUGGGUUUACGAGGAAGAGUCGAGUUGGAAAAGGCUGGGAUGCGUCGCAAAAGCCUUCUAAAUCGCAAAGUCCUAGUAAAGAACGAUACUCCUACAGGAGACGUGCUCCUAGACGAGGCGUUAAAGAGGAUGAAAGAAACAGACCCACCUGGCACUACGCAAUGCUGGAUAGACUACUUAACUGGGGAAACCUGGAAUCCUUUAAAGAUGCGUUACCAACUAAGGAAUGUUCGUGAGAGAUUGGCAAAGAAUUUGGUAGAGAAAGGAGUCUUAACAACAGAAAAAACUAAUUUUUUCCUCUUUGAUAUGACGACUCAUCCACUCACCGACAACAUUUCGAAGACAAGGCUUGUGAAAAAGGUGCAGGAGGCAGUGUUAGGUAAGUGGGUGAACGACCCGCAGCGGAUGGACAAACGUAUGUUGUCACUGCUGUUGCUGGCUCACGCAUCCGAUGUGCUGGAGAAUGCCUUUGCACCUCUCAACGACGACGACUACGAGCUGGCCAUGAAGAGAGUUCGGGAACUCAUCGAUCUAGACUUGGAAGUGGAAGCCAUGAAGUCUCAAAACCAUGAAAUUAUUUGGGCUGUGUUCGCUGCAUUUACGAAAACCUAAAUACAAUUUAAGAUUGAGGCAGUAUGACGACAUUGGUGAGUUCAAUGAAGAUUUCUGGUAACAGGAAGUAAGCUGAGCUAUUCUAUAUUCGAUUCACCUCUAAUGGCUAAUUUUAAUAUAUAUUUUAUCCAAAUUGUUAUAUAUUCUACUACUGUAUUGUUAUGGUAUUUAUACAUGAUACUUAUAUUAAGUGAAAAUUAAAGCCAGUCUUUUUAAGUUUGCCAUAAACUAGUGUACAUACAGAUAAAUAGAAGAAAACCAUGUUGAUAGACUGUAAAGUUUUUAAUAAAAGUUGAAACCGACCCCAAUAUGGUUAGUUAGUUUCACAGUUAAAUAAAUGUUGGAAGCCCUUUUUAUGUGUACAUAGGAAAUAAAUAGCUUUGUCAAACCCUCUUGAAGUGAGUAAACUAAAUGUCGCAAAAUCCAUAUCUGUCAGUUAAAAUUGGUAUUUACUGGAUGUAUAUAUAUAAUUAUUUAGGUGAUAACAUUGAAGCUAGGUAUUUUUACUGCAGUGUAAAAUAUAUUGCUUAACGCAUCUUAUAUAAGUUUACGAAAUAUAUAUCACACAAUAUAUUCAAAGAGUUAAAUGAAAAUAUAAUCGUUAAACGUUUUGUAUAUAGACCCCCUUGCAUGAAUAUUCUGGUAUGAUUAUUUCAACCUAGACUUUUCUUCUCCACUGUAUAGCUAUAGAAAUUCUUGUAUCGUACUUUUAAGUAAUUUAAAAAGUUCCUUGUUCAUCUUCGUUUGGAUAUACUUAAGAUGGAUUAGGGUUUAGUUUUUGUGUUUGACGUUUUAAAAUAUAGUAUGAUGCUUUGCUGGGUGGGGUACAUCACUGAUUGACUGCAUGUUUGUAAGCUGAGAAAUCAAAGUCGAUCUUUGAAAUUAUAUUUACAAACAUAAUAUGCAUAAUGUAUAGACCUACAUAAUACAAAUGUUUGAUAAUGAUAAUACUUAAGUUUGAGUCAACUUUAUUGCAUAUACAGUAAUACUUCCCAAACACAUUUGUUCCAAAAAUCCUUUUUACAAACACAUUAAGGUAUAUUAGCCGAAAAAAUUCAAUUGGCCAUUUUCUUUUUACUAAUUUCACACCAAACACAUUUAAUGUAAGCACAAAAAUGAUAUGUAGUCUUACUAUCAGUUAUUGAACAAUCUUUUGCUCAAGGUUAUCAAAUUUGUUUGGAGCACGUGGUUUGGAUCCAACCAUAAUCUACUGCUAUCACAGUUGUGUAUAUGUAUAUAUUGAUUAAUAAACGAUAUUCAGUUUUCUA